This is a messenger RNA of Aspergillus vadensis CBS 113365, 1280 nucleotides long. Its product is annotated as U2-type spliceosomal complex subunit CWC24. NCBI's taxonomy places the organism in Eukaryota, Fungi, Ascomycota, Eurotiomycetes, Eurotiales, Aspergillaceae. The coding region runs from base 478 to 1071 and encodes 197 amino acids. The transcript has a single exon. Gene Ontology annotation, biological process: snoRNA splicing. The record is from RefSeq and is a predicted model, not a curated record. Gene Ontology annotation, cellular component: U2-type spliceosomal complex.
GUCGUUGAGAGCAUCAAGUCAUGAUGAUCGCAACCAAGUAGGCAACUGUCAUAAGCAGUUUCUCGGAGAAACUUACUUUCAUCUGCAAUUCCAAUCACCCGGCGUUCGUCAAUUUUAUGCUGGAUACACCACCAGUUCGGUGGCACCUGCCGUGGCGCAGCACAAGGCUGACGCACCUGCGCCAUGACGCCGCGCAUAAACUCUGCUGAAGGCGCUCACUAGGCAAACCAGGUAUUAGCGGAUUUGGUCAUCGGUGUACAAAAUUCCCUUCAUUCAUUGAUAAUAAGAAGUUACUCAGGAAGUUUCGCGCGUCUUCGAUGAUGACAUCAGCAGAUGUAUGAUCACGUGAGUAACAACUCUAUCUUAUCAUCACAUGAUCCGGGCGCAUCACGUUUAUCGCGUCCUUGAUGUGCUUGGUCAUUUCUCAUCUCGCAUCAACUCACAGAUCCCCGUCGCAGACCUGUCGCUCAUAUCACAAUGGCUGAGACGACAAACGAGACAGCUGCAGCUGCAGCUGCAGACCCUCAACCCCCGGUUGUCACCUUCAAAAAGCGUGGCGCAAAGGCCAGUCAGAACAUCCGCAAAAGACCAGCACCGCCUCCCGUAUCGCAAGACGACGAUUCUUCCGACUUUUCCUCCUCUGAAGACGAAUCCGGUCACAGGAUAAAGCGCAGAAAGAACAAGGGUGCUGGAGUCGUAUCUGCUUCAUCCGCCACUACCAAGCCUGUCGAUCGGGAACCUGCGACCACCGCCACCGGUGAUGGCAAAGUCCAGCUUGCGGAUACAAACGACGCCACAAAGCAUGUCGACUGGUUCGACGAGGAUUCUAAGGAUGCGCGUUCGUCUAAGGCUCAAGCUAUCUCGAGUGAGCCGCAGAUGCCGGACGGCACAUAUAAGGGACUGGCAAACCAGACGUCAUUCAUCAAGAAGAAUCCGAAUGCGCCAAACAGAUCAUUUGGACCGAUCAAGGCGGCGACCAAUAUCCGUACCAUAACGGUGACAGAUUACUCUCCGGAUGUGUGCAAGGAUUACAAGCAGACUGGGUUCUGUGGUUUCGGUGAUAAUUGGUAAGUGUCUUACCCUCAACAGACAUAUUUGCCACCUGAUAGGGGGUACUCUCUUUUUUUGGAAACAUAUGCUAACAAUUCGUGUAUAGUAAAUUCCUUCACGAUCGAAGCGACUACAAACAAGGAUGGGAACUUGAUCGAGAAUGGGAGACCGUCACCAAGGGCAAACAAUUGAAGGGAACAGUGGUCGCGAGUGCCGACCGGACAACGACG